CGAUCGUGAGCGGACAGACAUAAUAAGUUGCCGAGUUCAAGCCCCAGAGGCGGCUUCUCCUAGUCCAUCAGCCACUCGAACACUAUGUUGUGGUCAGCGGAAGCUCCCGACACUGGAAGCAUCGAAAGUCGAAUGUGUGCCGAAGACUGAAGUGAUUAGACAUGAAGACGUAUGAAGGAGUUCGCUGAAGGGGUGUCCGAACCUCUCUGGGAGAAGACUUCGCCAUCUCCUCCUUUGUUUGUAGUUUUCUCCUUGUUAUUGUUGUUGUUCUCGUUGAACAUGGCUGACCAUCUCCGGGCUGCCGUGUCGCGCAAUAAGAGGCGCUACAAAUGCGACGGUUACAACUUGGAUCUGUCCUACAUCGAGCCGACAAUUAUAGCGAUGGGUUAUCCGGCGGAGAAGUUCGAAUCGAUGUAUCGCAACCAACUCGAUCAGGUAGCCAAGUUUCUCAACGAGAAGCAUCGGGAUCAUUACAAGAUUUACAAUCUCUGCAAAGAAAGGCAGAGAAAUAAUUAUCACAAGGACAAAUUCACUGGAAAUGUCUGUGAAGACUUCGCAUUCGAGGAUCACGCGCCCCCGCCUCUGGAAAAAAUUGAACCGUUUUGUCUGGAUGUUCAGGAUUGGCUUUCAAAGGAUCCGAACCAUGUCGUAGCUGUUCAUUGUAAAGCUGGGAAAGGUCGAACGGGUGUUAUGAUAUGUUGCUACCUACUUCAUUGCGGCCGUUUCAAAACUGCGGAAGAAGCCCUACAACAUUAUGGGAAAGUUCGAACUGUUGAUGAAAAGGGUGUGACAAUACCGUCACAGCGCCGUUACGUGGAGUAUUACGCGAAAAUGAAGAACCUAUCUCUCCAAUAUGAGAAAACCCGUUUGUUACUAAAAGGCAUAUUUUUCGAGAAUAUCCCUUUCAACGCCAUAAAUGGAUCAGCAGUUUUCACGGUCUACUUCGGAAACAAUCGGAAGAAGACUGUCAACAUGGGGGAUCUCCGCAACAAGGGAUCACAAUGGGAAUAUAUUGCCAGUGAACCCAUCGAAGUCGCUGGGGACGUUCAUAUCGAGUUCCAUCUGAGCAGAAUUUUUCCCGGUGUAAAAGAGAAAAUCUGUGGAGUUUGCUUCAACACAUUCUUCAUAGGCCGCCAGAACCACUCCACGGAUAAAGCGGAAGACUGUCAUUUAACAAACUGCACGCAAGAUUCCGGAGCAUCACUACCGACGACAGACGGAAACGGUGUGAUCAUCACCGGAGGGAACAGCGAGAGUCCUGGAGGUGGCUGCAGCGAGCUAGGUUCUCUCCAAGACAUUUGCUCGAGGGAUCCCGCCCGGUAUCGAGUUCUCAUCUUGAACAAGAGUCAAUUAGACAGAGCGUGCAAAGCGAAGGAGUUCCCUGAUAAAGCCGCGAUACAUUUUUUUGAUUCGUGUUUGCCAAUGUCUGCUGUGAGUGGCAACGGCAAUGCGGAACGUCACAGCGAAGGCGGUUCGCCGGGCGAGGAGGAGAGCUCCGAGGACGAUGAUGACGAUGACGAUGAAACCAGCUGCGUAAGGAUGUGA
This is a messenger RNA of Galendromus occidentalis (western predatory mite), 1545 nucleotides long. Its product is annotated as phosphatidylinositol 3,4,5-trisphosphate 3-phosphatase and dual-specificity protein phosphatase PTEN. Gene Ontology annotation, biological process: phosphatidylinositol dephosphorylation; protein dephosphorylation; phosphatidylinositol 3-kinase/protein kinase B signal transduction. Lineage: Eukaryota; Metazoa; Arthropoda; Arachnida; Mesostigmata; Phytoseiidae. The record is from RefSeq and is a predicted model, not a curated record. Gene Ontology annotation, cellular component: cell projection; cytosol; plasma membrane. Gene Ontology annotation, molecular function: phosphatidylinositol-3,4,5-trisphosphate 3-phosphatase activity; protein tyrosine phosphatase activity.